GUGUUUUCAUUAUGCAAAGCAGUAAUGUCGCCACAAGAGGUGGCACUAUGAGUCAGUCUGCACGGAAUUUAGUAGCAGAAAUUAUAAAUAACGGGGAGCUAAUUAACACCCUGGCAAAUGCAUGUACUGGCCAACCUAAUACUGGCAGCAGUGUUCCGAAUCGUAGUACUGAUGAAGAAAUUUAUUCACUGUUUCAUCGUGGAAGACCAAAUGCAAUGAACCUCUCUGGCCAGACAGCUCCUGCGUUUCAAGCUAACAUUACGAACAACAUGCCUUCCACAUCCACAUCUCAGGCACCCUCUACAACAGCAGGCCCUGUCUACAAUCUUCGCCCUUUCACUCGAAAGGGCCCAAGACAGAAGAGGUUUCCAGUCCAAUUAGACAGUCUACAUUCUGUGGCUCAGUCUUUCUCCAAAGAGGUGAUUCUCUUGCCAGACCAUGCAACUACACAUGUGCCACGGCGUAACAGAAAAGCUUGGCUUUUUGAAAAUGGACAUAUAAAAUCUGCACUGGAGUUUUGCUGUGACUGGGACUCAGACAAAGUUGUACAAGCAAUAAGGGCUGCCUUCCAACCAGUUGUGGAAGGAUGCAGGCUACAAAUCUUGCUGCCAUGCCAUACCAAACUAGUUGAGCCAUCACUUACUUCCAAACAGACUUUGAAUGGACACCUUUUGAAAAAACUGUUUCAUCAAAAGUCUGUUUAUGUCAGACCUGACAAGGUCAUUUUAAGUGAGGACAAAGAAUCUCCAAAUUCUGAUGAAGAGAGUACAAGCGGGCAUGAUUUUACAGAAACAUCGGACUCUGACAAAUGUGCUGAAAGACACACUGUUAAGACACAGUCCAUGUCUGGUGAUGAUGUUAUCUGGUGUGGUGCUACGCAAGAUAUUUGUACUGUUGACCCUUCCAUCUCUGCCGACACUCUCACAAUGUCCACUGAUCCUGCUGUUGUCACUUUUGAUGAGAAUGAGCCUUUCUUUAGUGGAACAUCUGUCAUUGCCAGUGGCAACUCACAUGGCUUCUCAGUUGGUUCCUCUGCCAAUGUUACUGGUGACACACAUGUCUUCUCUGCUAACAACACCUCCAGUGUGUCUAAUGCUCCCACCCAACCCAGUUUAUCCAGCACAUCCUACAGUACAUAUCUUGGCCUGUUUGAGGAAGAAUACCUGUCUGAUGACCCUGACCUCCAAGAAGCCAUUUCAAGGUCUCUAGAUUCAAGUGCAAUUGAGAGUGACCUACCGAUGAGCUUAGAGAGUAUCAUGGCGCAGAUUGUCUCUAGAGUAAAUAAUGACAGCACUGUACGCUUCAAUAUCAUAAGACGAAAUGUGUGGGAUGGAGCAUCCAGAGCCAUGGGCAGAUCCAAUUUUUCACCUGAGAAGAACAUAGAUGUCAAGUUUACUGAUGACUAUGGAAUAUCUGAGGGUGCUGUUGACAAUGGAGGACCUACUCGGGAGUUCUUCCGACUUUGCCUUGAUGAAGUCAAGGACAAAAUUGGCAUUUUUGAAGGUCCACCUAAUGCUAAAGUCCUUACGUGCAAUUCCAAAGCAAUGAAAGACAAUGGAUACUUCUGCGCUGGCCAGAUCAUGGCAAUGUCAAUUGCCCAUGGAGGACAGAGUCCAUGUUUCUUAUCUGAACUCUUGUAUGAGUGUCUUCAAAAGGGUCCAGACAACAUCAAAGUCAACACUGACCAUAUUACUGAUGAAGAAACAAGGUCACAGGUGCAAUCGAUCUUAGAAGCUGACACAAAAUCACAACUGCAGGUUGCAGUUGCACAGGCAGGCAGCUUGAUCAGUCUUGCUGGUCACAAUGUUUGCAUAACACUGGAAAACAAACAAGAAACUGCUUUGGAUUUGGCUCACUGGUAUGUCCUCCAGCGAACCCGUGCACCUUUUGAAAGGUUCAGAGAUGGCUUGAGGUCUCUAGGUGUCCUAGAUGCUCUACAGAAAUAUCCUCUUCAGAUGAAGUGCCUUUUCGUGAAAGCUGGAAAAGCUCUGAAAGCGACUGAUAUGGAGAAUCUUUUCAAGAUCAUUCACUCCGAGCGAGGAAGUAAUGCAUUCCAAGACGAGUGCCGAACCCUGGCUUUCUGGCAAGACUAUCUUCAGGAGGCUGAAUUUGAAAACGAUGUCUCUCUGGAAGAUAUCCUUGUUUUCUGCACUGGAUGUGACAGCAUUCCGGCACUGGGUUUCUCUCCAAAGCCAAGCCUUGAGUUUAUCACAAACUGCAAAUUUCCAGUUGCCAACACUUGUGAAAUUAUUCUUCGUAUACCAGUUCAUGCAGUAUACAGCUCAUUCAAAUCAGACAUGGAUUUUGCAAUACGGAAUUCACCAGGAUUUGGACGAGCAUGAUGUGUAUUCUCAAGGGUUGUAAUCAUGAUAAGAGGUUUUUUUUUUUUGGUUUGUUUUGCAUAUGCAUUUUCUUUUAUCUUGUUGCAGUCAAUAAAUGUCAGGCACUUGUUUUUGCAUUGUAGUUAAUCAGUUUUCCUGCCUAUAUAUGGGUGGGAUAUGACAUUAGAUCAUUAGAUUAGUAACAUUAGAUUAUUUAACAGCCCUGCAGGCAGCAAGAGAAAAUGUUAGAACCUCACUGUUGCUUCUGCAGCACAUUUUCAGCCUGUGUUGCACUAUUUCAGAUACGUUAACCUUUUAGCAGUGCUAAAAAAGCACUGGAUGCAGAGAGAAACUAUAAUCCAUGCCAUACAGGUUUAUAAGCCAUGUUCUUGUGUUUCCAAUAUGUUGGCUUGCAUUUUAAAUACUUUGGCUAGAUGUGGUUGUUGACGGAGUUGGCAUUUUAUAAUUCCUAGAGCACAUUUUCAAAUAUGUUCUGGUAAGGUAGCUUUAUUUCAGUGUCCUGUUUUGACCUUGUUUUAAUCAGUGAUUCAUAUUGAUUUUCAUUUUCAGUUUAACUCACUGGUUAGCUGUAAGUUUUAAAAACAUCUUGUUUAAGCUUUGAAAAAGUAAGGUAUUUUUUUUAUGAAAAUGCCCACUCAAAACAGUAAUCCUAUACAUUAAAAGUGGGACUGACAGUCUCAUCUCACUGUUUCUAUAACCAGGUAGUUCCUGCACCACCGUCAAAGUACCCAUUGUCCAUAAAUUUGGCAAAGAUAUGGUUGGCAUUGGUUAUGUUAAAAGUAGUUAUACAACUACAAGGUGUAUGAGUAAACAAAUUACUCACAGCCAGUUGUCUUCUACACAGGGGUAUUUUCAUUGCUUUUUUUUUUUUUUUUAAUCUCAUUGUUGCCCAGCCCUAUACUAUAGGGUACUAAUGCCUUUCUAACAAAGUUUUCUGUGUUCUGAA
Messenger RNA from Archocentrus centrarchus (flier cichlid), 3288 nucleotides. RefSeq names its product G2/M phase-specific E3 ubiquitin-protein ligase-like. The record is from RefSeq and is a predicted model, not a curated record. The transcript is spliced from 11 exons. Lineage: Eukaryota; Metazoa; Chordata; Actinopteri; Cichliformes; Cichlidae. Gene Ontology annotation, molecular function: ubiquitin protein ligase activity. Gene Ontology annotation, biological process: protein polyubiquitination. The coding region runs from base 12 to 2342 and encodes 776 amino acids.